This is a messenger RNA of Chinchilla lanigera (long-tailed chinchilla), 3036 nucleotides long. It is a transcript of the gene Il18rap, whose product is annotated as interleukin 18 receptor accessory protein. Gene Ontology annotation, biological process: interleukin-18-mediated signaling pathway. The record is from RefSeq and is a predicted model, not a curated record. Bases 664 to 2547 code for a protein of 627 amino acids. The transcript has 9 exons. Lineage: Eukaryota; Metazoa; Chordata; Mammalia; Rodentia; Chinchillidae. Gene Ontology annotation, molecular function: interleukin-18 receptor activity.
UUUUUUCCAUAAAAAAACCUCCUACAGUAAAGGGGACAAGGUACAGUGGACACAGCUCAGACCCCACCCUGGGGACCUUAGAGGUGGUGGGGACGUGUGGGACCCCCUUCCCUCUGCUCUCCUUGCCCAGCGGGGACAAACAACCCCUGCAAGCAGCCAUCGCACACCACCCAGGGGGCCCCUGUGAGCUGUGAGGACAAGGCCAUCUCUGUAUACCUUGGGCCAUCUUUGCGGGAAAAUGUAAACUUCACUUUUCCCAGCUUACUGGUGGAAACACGCAGUAGAUGAGAAUGCUACAAGAGAAAGCAAAGGAAUUCUGUGCACGGGAAACAACCUCAGAAGACCUCCCUGCCCCUGGGGUGGUGGAGGUCACGGAUCCUGGGGUUGGGGUGCCCCCUUUUCUGGGGGUGCAGGCAGCGGCUCACAGGAAGAGCCGCGCCCACUGCCUGAGAUGCUCCGAAGCCCUGGGCUUGCGGUGCCCCUCUGGGUGGGACCUGCCCCGUCAAAGCUUCCUGUGUGGCUUGCACUUGGGUCACAGGCUCAGAUUCCCCAUUUCCCAUUUCAGAAAUGACGAGCACGCCCGGGAGAGGGCUCAGACCAGUCAUGUCCUCCACGCUGGCGACAGAGUGAAGCCGCUGAGGUGAUGAGUGGCCAGCGAGGACCAUGCUCCCUUGGGGCUGGCUGUUUCUUUGGCUUCUGGGCACACAGAGGAUUGCAGGCUUGAGCACGGCAGAGUGUCCCACAAAGAACCUCCUCUGGACGUAUUCCCCAGGGAGGGAAGAGGAGUUUGUCUUGUUUUGUGAUGUGUUGGAGCCACAGAGACCACGUUUCUCCCACGGAAGUCAACACAGCCCAACCCAGGUCCCCGGAGCCCUGCCCUGCAGCGGUAGCGAGGACCUCAGCGGUGUCCAGUGGUACCUACAACGUGGGGACACGGGUCCCCUUGAGGAGAUUGCUGGCGGCCACCCUCACAUCACUCAGAUCAAGAGUGUGCUUCACUUCAGUGCCCCAGAGAUGGCGGAGGCUGGGACAUACGUUUGUAGAGCCAGGAUUAGGUCUGUCCCAGAUGCUCCUAUCGGCAAGCAUCCCAAAUUCUCGACUCUCACGGUGAAUGCCUGUGUUCACAGGACUCGUGUCUCUCCUAGGCGUGCCCCGGAUGUGGAUGUGGCUUACUGUCUCAAGACCGUGCUGGAGGUGAGGCCUCAUACCGUGGCCCCUUGCAAUGCCUCUGCACCCCAUAAGCAAUACCUGCUUCUCGGAACCGUCGGCGCCAUUCACUGCCCUGGUCUCAGCUGUCGAGAAGACGCACACAGGGCGGAGGUGACCUGGUACCAGAAUGGAAGAGUCCUCUCUGGAGAAAAGAGCGACUCAAUCCUGGUGGAUGACAUCUAUGACUACCACCAGGGCACGUACGUGUGUGACUACGCUCUGUCGCCAAAUGCAAGCUCCUGGACAGCCAGAGCUGUGGUUAAAGUGAGAACCAUCGUGGCCGACACUAAGUUCAAACCAGACAUUGUGUACCCUACCAAGGACGUCCUGGAAGUAGAACUUGGAAGACCUUUAACUCUUCCCUGCACUGUGCGAUUUGGCUUCCAGCGGAACUUUAACCCUGUGAUAAGGUGGUACAUCAGAGAUGCUGACCAGGAGUGGGAAUUCCCAGUAUUUCAGGAGAAAAGUGUUAAAUCCACUUUUGAGGAGGAAGUCAUUGAACGUGUUAUCUUCUUGAAAGAAGUCACGCAGAGCGAUCUGAGGCGGAAGUUUGUGUGCUUUGCCCAGAACUCCAUUGGGAACACGACCCAGACCAUCCAACUGAAGGAGAAGAGAGGAGUGGUGUUCCUGUACGUGCUGCUCGGCACUGCUUCGACCCUGGUGGGCGUGUUGGCAGCGGGUGUCCUUGUCUACACCUACUGGAUUGAAAUCCUGCUGCUGUGCCGGACCUACUGGAGCAAGGAUGAGACUCUCGGGGAUAAAAAGGAAUUUGACGCUUUCGUGUCCUAUGCGAGACGGAGCGCUCUUAGCAGCGAGGACCCCUCGCCUCUCAGUGAGGAGCACUUGGCCCUGAGUCUGUUUCCCGAGAUCUUGGAAAACAAAUACGGCUUCACCUUGUGCUUGCUGGAGAGAGAUGUGGCCCCCGGAGGAGUGUAUGCAGAAGACAUUGUGAACAUCAUUAAGAAAAGCAGAAGAGGAAUAUUUAUCUUGAGCCCCAACUAUAUCAACGGACCCCAAGUCUUUGAACUUCAAGCCGCCGUGAAUUUGGCCUUGAACAACCAAAUGCUGAAGCUCAUUUUAAUUAAGUUCUGUUCCUUCCGGGAACCAGAAUCCCUACCUCAUCUUGUGAAGAAAGCUCUCAGAGUUUUGCCAACUGUCACUUGGAGAGGCUUGAAAUCAGUUCCGCCCAAUUCAAGGUUCUGGACCCAGGUGCGCUGCCACAUGCCCGUGAAGCAUUCACGAUGGUGUGCGUGGAGCCAGCUGAGAGCCGUCCCGCGGGCGUUCUCCCCAGAAAGGACUGGGUGGGUCGGGAACCGCUGGGAUGCGGUCACAGUCUAGGGAGCAGGGCCGCCACUGCUGGAAGCCUCCCUGUCUGUGCCAGGAGGAGGACAGGGGCUGACGGGCGUGCAGUGGGCAGAGAGCAUCUCCCUCCUGCCGACCUAGUGGGCAAGGGAGCCCCAGACCGACUCUGAAGCUGCCACUGAGGGCCUCUGAUUGACUCCUGCACCUGCUUCCGCCAUGGACACGUGUUAAAGGGAGCUGUGCGGGCAGAGCUGUGCCCACUGGCGGUCAGAUAAUUAUCACUGUAUCAGACACCAGCGGUGGGGAUGCUGCUCGAAGUCUGACACUGUUUGAGCUUUUAUUAGCGCGGUCUGCAGUGCAUCAUGCUUGUACCCUGGUGGGGAGCCAGUGUGUGUACUGAGCCCACCUGCAUUCCCUUUUCACCCCGCCUCCCCUCCGUCUCUUGAUCCCCUGCCCCUUUGAGAAAGCUCUGUCUCCAUACUUCCUACUGUCUAUCUUCUAUUUUUCUUUUUAUUUAUACUUCGG